AUGAACCCCCCAGCCUACAGCUGCUUUGUGGACAGAGACAAGAUGGACUCGGCCAUCCCGGACCUGGGGCCCAAGGAGCUGAGCUGCAUGGAGCUGCCGGAGCUGAAGCAGCUGGCGCGCCAGGGCUACUGGGCCCGCAGCUACGCCCUGCGGGGGCAGGUGUACCAGCGCCUGAUCCGGGACAUCCCCUGCCGCACAGUCACCCCCGAUGCCAGCGUGUACAGAGACAUCGUCGGCAAGAUCGUGGGCAAGCACAGCAGCACCAGCCUGCCCCUGCCCGAGUUUGUGGACAACACGCAGGUGCCCAGCUAUUGCCUGAACUCGAAGGGCGAGGGCGCUGUGCGCAAGAUCCUGCUGUGCAUCAGCAACCAGUUCCCCGACGUCUCCUUCUGCCCCGCGCUGCCCGCGGUCGUGGCUCUGCUGUUGCACUACAGUGCCGAUGAGGCCGAGUGCUUCGAGAAAGCUUGCCGCAUCCUGGCCUGCAAGGACCCCAGCAGGAAGCUGGUAGACCAGAGCUUCCUGGCCUUCGAGUCUUCCUGCAUGACGUUUGGGGACCUGGUGAACAAGUACUGCCAGGCAGCCCACCAGCUGAUGGUGGCCGUGUCAGAGGACGUCCUGCAGGUGUACGCGGACUGGCAGCGCUGGCUCUUCGGGGAGCUGCCCCUCAGCUAUUUCGCCCGUGUCUUUGACGUCUUCCUGGUGGAGGGUUACAAGGUGCUGUACCGCGUGGCGCUGGCCAUCCUCAAGUUCUUCCACAAAGUGAGGGCGGGGCAGCCGCUCGAGUCAGACAAUGUGAAGCAGGACAUCCGCACCUUCGUCAGGGACAUCGCCAAGACCGUAUCUCCCGAGAAACUGCUGGAGAAGGCGUUUGCCAUCCGCCUCUUCUCUCGGAAGGAGAUUCAGCUCCUGCAGAUGGCCAACGAAAAAGCUCUGAAGCAGAAGGGCAUCACCGUCAAGCAGAAGAGCUCUGCUCUGACCUCUCCCCGCUCCCUCAGGCAGUUCGUGCACCUGGCCGUUCAUGCAGACAACUUCCACUCAGAGAUCGUCGGUGUGAAGGAGAUGAGAGACAUCUGGUCGUGGGUCCCUGAGCGGUUCGCCCUUUGCCAGCCCCUCCUGCUCUUCUCCUCGCUGCAGCAUGGGUACAGCCUGACCAGGUUCUACUUCCAGUGUGAAGGACGAGAGCCCACUGUUCUGCUGAUCAAGACUACGCAGAAGGAGGUGUGUGGCGCCUACCUGUCAACAGACUGGAGUGAGAGAAACAAGUUUGGGGGCAAGCUGGGCUUCUUCGGGACCGGAGAAUGCUUCGUGUUUAGGCUGCAGCCCGAGGUCCAGCGCUACGAGUGGGUGGUUAUCAAACACCCAGAGCUGACCAAGCCCGCGUCACUGGAGUCCGCGUCUCUGGAGUCCGCGUCCCUGGAGUCCGCCACCGUUUCAUCCUCCCCGAGCCACUCUCUGUCCUCUGAGAGCUCCGACCGCCUCUCGCCGUUCCUGGCUACUCGGCACUUCAACCUGCCCUCCAAGACGGAGUCCCUGUUCAUGGCCGGGGGCAGCGACUGCCUCAUCAUAGGUGGAGGGGGCGGCCAGGCGCUGUACAUCGACGGGGACCUGAACCGGGGCCGCACGGGCCACUGCGACACUUUCAACAACCAGCCUCUCUGCUCUGAGAACUUCCUUAUCGCUGCUGUGGAGGCCUGGGGCUUCCAGGACCCUGACAUCCAGUGA
Rangifer tarandus platyrhynchus (Svalbard reindeer) is the source of this 1722-nucleotide messenger RNA. The record is from the annotation of a GenBank genome assembly. Lineage: Eukaryota; Metazoa; Chordata; Mammalia; Artiodactyla; Cervidae.